AUUAUGGAUAUAUUGCCAUUGAAUUUCCGGGUUCUCUGGUUCUGCGGUGCGUGGAGCGAAAAAAAGGAUAACAAUCUUUUCGUUCGUUUCUUAAGUUUCUGCUACAAAUAUGCCAUUGUUAUUUUAAUAUACGAGUUUACGAUAUCGGAAGUAAUCGAGCUUGUAAGGACGCACGACGACAUAGAAGAUAUAACCGAAGGACUCUUCCUAGCGUUAACUUAUGUAGCUUUAUGCUGUAAAUACGGAAACUUCUUAGUGCGACGAAACGAAGUGACCAUGUUGUUGGACUGUUUUCGAAGCGCAACGUGUCAGCCAAGAAAUUCCGAAGAAAGAAUGAUUCUUAUUAAGUACGAUCGCAAAGCCAAGUGGUGCGUCAAAGCUUUCAUGAGUAUAUCUCAAGCUACUUGCAUAGCUCUUAUACUCGCUCCCAUCGUGGGACCCCAGAAAACCGACAGACCUCUGCCGUUCAAGACAUACCUGCCGUACUCGAUAUCCGGCUUAUAUCCGUAUUUGUUGACCUAUCUUAAUCAUGUAGGCGCAAUAUUUUACGGGGUAUUACUGAACGUCUCGUUCGACUCCCUCGUCUACGGCUUCACCCUUCACGUCUGCGGGCAGAUCGAGCUGCUGUGUUAUCGUCUGUCAAAGAUUUUUAAGGAUCAUCCCGAGCAGUAUCUAAUCGACCCGGGCGCGAUGAUCAGCGAGUGCGUGAGACAUCACUUAUACGUACACGAGAUCGUGCGCAGGAUACAGUCGUUGUUUGUGUGGACCGUGACGAUUUUAUUCAUUUUCAGCAUGGUCACUCUGUGCACCAGUAUUUUCCAAAUGUCCAAGAAAAAGCUUCUCAGCGUCGGAUUUCUCUCGUUGACUUUGUACCUCGGCAGUAUGCUGUUUCAAGUGUUCUUUUACUGUUGGUAUGGAAACGAGCUUCAAUUAAAGGUGAUUAGAAAUUUCGUGUGUCUGAUAAUUCAUUAAAUUAAAGCCCGAUUUCG
Wasmannia auropunctata (little fire ant) is the source of this 989-nucleotide messenger RNA. RefSeq names its product odorant receptor 94a-like. Gene Ontology annotation, molecular function: odorant binding; olfactory receptor activity. The transcript is spliced from 4 exons. Bases 4 to 972 code for a protein of 322 amino acids. Lineage: Eukaryota; Metazoa; Arthropoda; Insecta; Hymenoptera; Formicidae. Gene Ontology annotation, biological process: sensory perception of smell; detection of chemical stimulus involved in sensory perception of smell. Gene Ontology annotation, cellular component: plasma membrane. The record is from RefSeq and is a predicted model, not a curated record.